Molecule: messenger RNA, 2387 nt
Organism: Trichoplusia ni (cabbage looper)
Lineage: Eukaryota; Metazoa; Arthropoda; Insecta; Lepidoptera; Noctuidae
Product: FAST kinase domain-containing protein 3, mitochondrial-like
Exons: 1
Coding region: 118-2064 (648 amino acids)
Biological process (GO): regulation of mitochondrial mRNA stability
Source: RefSeq, a predicted model, not a curated record
AUGUCAUACUUCUGUACUGCAGCUGGCUGUCAAUGUCAAAAUGUGAUACAAUAAUUUUGCUUUGUUUCUGUUUUCCGUGUCCGUAAACUAUUGUUUUUAAGGCUGAAUGUUUCCAAAAUGUCAUUAGUUUUGAGAAGAACGUAUCUUAAAGCUAAAAAUAACCUACUGUCUUCCAGCAAUGGCAAUAACUCGAUUUCCAGUCCAUUACUUACAUUUGCGCCUCGAAUGGUGAGUGACGACAAAUCUGGCAAUAAUCCACAUUUCAGCAGUAGUACAAUAUUAAUAGAAAACGGAUUUAAUGUGCAAGAACUUCCUGUUAUUAUAAAAAGGUUAAAAAACCUUUCGGAUAUUGAUGACAAGCCGAAUGAAGACCAAUCAACAAGUGGACACGAUUCUCUCAACUAUCAGCUGAUUCAAGAAGAGUUCAAGCAAUGCUUGGAUCUACGGGAUGUAUUCUCGUUACUAUCAAAGUGUACAAAAAUAACUCCAAACAUUGCGCUUGGUGCCAUUGAACGCAUAUAUGAUAUUGAAAAAAAUCCAAGCUCUUUAUUUUUGGAUUCUAAAACUAUGCACAUUAAUUUAGCUAAAGGAGCCAUUUUAGACAAACUCUUGAAGGUCGUACUGAAGACUGAAGAUACACAAACAAUAUUGAACAUCCUGAACACCAUGUCUACCUUUAUGGAUCCAUACAAAUACAAGUUUCAUGAUGAAUUACUUUUAAGAGUUAUUGACAACAGGCUGUCUAUUGAACAGCUGUGUGAAUUUACAACCUUUCUUAUAAGUAACAAGAAUGAUGUCAAGUACUCAGACUCAAUCGACAAGCUCUGGGUGGGGUUUGUGGCUAGGGAACAUGAAAUAGAUGAAACAAAUAUUGUACAAGUUUUUGAUAUAUUGAAUGGGUUAAAAGUCAGCAAAAGAAUCAUUCUUACUUUACUGGAACAGAAGCUCUGUGAUCUAUGGAGUAAGAUUAAAGUUCCUGUGAUGCAGGACAUUAUGAGCACAUUUGUUCAAGAGAAAUAUUUAUCUGUCCAAUCAUUUGGUGUGGUCGGGAGUUGGCUCUGUGCUAACAUACAUGCCCUUGAUGAGGAUUCCUUACUGGAUAUAAUUUCUAAACUAACAAGACUUAAAUACACUGAUGACCAAAUUGAGAAGGCUGUGGAAAAGUAUAUGAAAUUAAAAGGCUCAAAGAUUGAAAGUCAUGUUCUUGUUGUAGGAAUUUUGAACUAUUGUAUGCAAUUCCAAAUUUGUAAUGAAAUCGUAUUAAAUGCUUGCAGUGAUUUCUUUAUGAGAAACUGGCAGAUAGUCCCUCCAAGUUUUUACAAAUCAUUUAUAUACCCGUAUGGCUAUUUGUAUUUUGAACCUGUGAACGGUUCCACGUUUUGGAAUCUCAUUGAUAAGGUUUUAAAUGAGAAGUUUGACAAAAUAUGCAGCAGUGACCUUAGUUUAAUGACAUUGUCGUUAAUUUAUAUUGGCAAGUAUCCAGCCAGUUUAGUGAGCAGAAUGCUCAGCCCCGAGUACCUGUCUAAAGUAAACAACUCUGAAAUAAUGAAGAGGUUUUGUUUAAUUGAUACUGCAAUGACAUUGCAGUGUGAUAAGUAUAUGGGUCCAUUGUUACCAAAAGACCAAUGGCCCAAACCCAUAUCCCAAGAUUUCCGCAUUAGAAAUAUUUUGGAGAAAAUAAUGGAAAGCCUGGUAGUAGCAGCGGGUGGGAAAGAUAAAUUGUCCAUAGCUGUAUCUGUUCCUUACCUACCAUCUGAUGAGACAUACUUACUGGAUGUCAUGCUACACCCUGAAGGUCUGGGCAGCAGCACAGUCAACUGGAAGUCAAAGUCUGUGAGAAAUGAAAAUAUUGCCAUUCUAAUACAUUUGCCUGAUCAUUAUUGUUCAAACAAUGAACAGCUGAUUGGCCCACAAGUCAUGAAAAAAACACACCUCAAAAUUCUAGGCAUGAAAGUCGUAAGCUUGAAGUAUUCCCUACUUAGUCAAUUUUAUACUUCAUUCAAUAAGGCUGGAUUAAGGGAAUAUUUAUCUGAGAAAAUAAAUAAUGCUGAGCCAUGCACCUAGGAAUCCUCAAAAUGUGUAUGUUUUAAAUAGGUAGUUUUAUUAGUACUAUUUAUUAUUAUUAGUAUUUGGGUGUUUAUAUAGUUGUAGUUUAAGAUAUACAAAUUAUUUUUCUAGUCUUAAGGUUAAGGCCUAACCAUUAAAAAUUGUAAAAAUGUAACUAUUUUGUUAUUCCGUUUUACUCAGUUAUAUAAUUUAAAUAGAAUUGUUAGUGAUGUUAAACUUGUUCUAAAAUUUAGGUAUUCAAUUGGUGAUGUGAUGCAAUAUGUUGGUAAUUUGAAUACUUCAACUUAGAAACUGUUAAAAAUAUAUUUUUAUAUUGCAUA